CAUUGAAAAUUCCAAAUUCCAAUGAUGACGGAACAAAUUUCACAAUUAAUUUUGCUAAAGAAAUAGGAAGACCCACUAAAUCUGAUAGCUCAUUUUUAGAAUUUUGCAAAGGAAGGGUUGCUCUUGAGGUUAAUGAUAGAAAGGUUUUGCAUAAAAAAUAUUUAGAAGGCUUAGAUACUAAGAUUAAAGAAACAACUACGAAAAAUAAAAAAUUUACAAAGAAUGAACUUAAAUCUAUUAGAGACAAACUUCCAAGAUUGUCUGGUUACGAAGAUAUUUUGACUG
Dentiscutata erythropus is the source of this 285-nucleotide messenger RNA. The record is from the annotation of a GenBank genome assembly. Lineage: Eukaryota; Fungi; Glomeromycota; Glomeromycetes; Diversisporales; Gigasporaceae.